AUGGCUGACCUCCACACCACCAAUCUGUGUGUACAAAUAGUAUCGACGCACUUUGGUCCCCUUGCCUCAAAAAUAGCCUCGGUCCUGCUUAGCCACGGCAGACUAACUCUUCCCCAACUUGUCCGUUUCACCGCAUUGAAGCCUCGGCUAGUCCGCAACAUUCUCCUCGUACUCAUCCAACAAAAUAUUAUCUGGCAUGCUAACUCGGAAACUGAUGGGAGCGGCGAGGAAGUGCUUGAGAUCAAUGCCGAUGAAUGUCUUAUGAGAUUGCGAUUUGGUGCAUUUGUAUAUCAGGCAGAAGAAUUGUUUGGAGUUGCGGGUGGUGAAAUUGUUCAGCUUGUUUUACACCACGGAAAGUUGACAUCUCCUCAAAUCCUCCAACGAUUGAACGCAGCUACUACUACUACAUCCUUCCUUGCCGGUGAAGACAAGACGCCUGUAGUCUACUCACAAGCUCUACACAAACUUGUGUUACUACAUUAUCUCAAACCUUCUGUGGUAUCUUCUCAUAUAUCACCACGAGACAAGCGUAUACAGUACGAGGCCGAGGAAAAAGCAAAGAUUUCAGGUUUCCCGACAUCUAAGCAAUUGAGGGAAGCCAAGGAAACUGUGGAUGCGCGUUUGAGGACGGACGAGGAAGAAGUAUGGAAGAUCGGUUUGAAAAGAAAAGCAAAGUCACAGUUACCAUCAACCAAGAAGCGAAAGGUAACCUCUACCAAAGAAGAGGAUGACAUGGUUGUAGACGAGACCGUCUACUUUCGUGUCAACUUCGAUAAAUUCAAUAUACAUACUAGGAAUGCCCUCAUCGAAAAAGCCGCAAAGGAAAGGUACAAUUCUGGCGCUGCAUUGGUCGUACAUGCUAUUCUCAAAAUUACGGAAGAAUCCCAACACAGCGUGGCGGAUUGUCGUUCGGAUCCUCUAUCGGUAUCCAACAUUACCCUUCACCUGUCUUCAGAAGAAGACGAGGAAACACUGACCUCCGGUCUGAUACAAUCUUCAUCCAGAACAAUGUCUUCUGGAUCAUGUAUCAAAGAGUACCUGGGUAUAUUAUCGAGUGCGGAUAAUCCCACCCCUGCGGGGCGCGCUGGAGCUUUCCUGGAACUUAGUUCUAAAGGAGGUGGUAGCGGGAAGGUUCAAAUGUUGUUCGACGUUGUUGCACGGCGAUUGAGAAGGCAGGUUUUGGAGGGUGUUGCUCGAGAAAGGCAUGGCUCGGAGGGUGUGAGGGUCGUACGAUUACUCAUGGAUACGGGAAAGUUGGACGAGAAGCAGAUAUCCAAACAUGUUAUGAUGCCCUUGAAAGACGUCCGACCUCUCCUUUCGGCCCUAUCCGCGUCCUCCCUCGUCAGCAUCGUCGAAGUUCCCAAAUCCGCAGAUCGCAAUCCCACACGGAUGUUCUACCUAUGGCAGGUAGAUAUACCGAAGGCCUUUUCAUACAUCCUUAACGUCCUAUACAAAACACUCUACAAUAUUUCCGCACGCAGGCAGGCAGAACGUGAGGAUCCAAUGCUUAUCGCUGUUUUGAACAAACGUGAAAGGAGCGACGUAAGCGUCGAUGUGGAGGGGCUGUUAUCUCAGCACGAGAAAGAAGUACUCAAGGCAUGGGAGGAAAAGCAAGAAAAAUUAGGUAUAUUGGAAGGAAGAGUCGAGGAAAGUGUUUUCAUUGUGAGGGAUCUGGGUAGGGCUGUAGGCUCAUUGGAGGAGAAUUAG
This is a messenger RNA of Lentinula edodes (shiitake mushroom), 1707 nucleotides long. Its product is annotated as RNA polymerase III subunit RPC82 helix-turn-helix domain-containing protein. Lineage: Eukaryota; Fungi; Basidiomycota; Agaricomycetes; Agaricales; Omphalotaceae. Gene Ontology annotation, molecular function: single-stranded DNA binding. The record is from RefSeq and is a predicted model, not a curated record. Gene Ontology annotation, cellular component: RNA polymerase III complex. The transcript is spliced from 7 exons. Gene Ontology annotation, biological process: DNA-templated transcription. Bases 1 to 1707 code for a protein of 568 amino acids.